Molecule: messenger RNA, 2071 nt
Organism: Cyprinus carpio (common carp)
Lineage: Eukaryota; Metazoa; Chordata; Actinopteri; Cypriniformes; Cyprinidae
Gene: tph1a
Product: tryptophan 5-hydroxylase 1-like
Exons: 11
Coding region: 76-1509 (477 amino acids)
Biological process (GO): serotonin biosynthetic process; aromatic amino acid metabolic process
Cellular component (GO): neuron projection
Molecular function (GO): iron ion binding; tryptophan 5-monooxygenase activity
Source: RefSeq, a predicted model, not a curated record
CAGACACUGGCCCGUCUAUGUUAAACCGAGACGGUGAAUCGCAGUACUCUGAACCCCGCCACGGUCAACUCACUAAUGCUGUCGGGAAUCCUGCUGUCGGGAAGACGAGGACAGGGACGAUUACUCUCCCACAUGCGUGAUAAAAGAAACAUGAUGAACAAAUCUGCUUAUCCAAAGAUCGAGGAGAAUAAAGACAACAAAACCGUAUCUACAGAGAGAGGCCGGGCUGCUGUUGUGUUCUCCUUGAAGAAUGAAGUCGGUGGACUUGUCAAGGCACUAAAACUUUUCCAGGAAAACCACGUCAACCUGGUGCACAUCGAAUCCAGAAAAUCCAAAAGGCGCAACUCAGAGUUCGAGAUCUUCGUAGACUGUGACAGCAACCGCGAGCAGCUUCACGAGAUCCUUCAGCUGCUGAGGAAACACGUGAACGUGCUCGAGAUGGACGCGCCUGACAACCGCCUGCCUGAAGAAAGCGAGAUGGAGAGCAUGCCAUGGUUCCCGAAGAAGAUUUCAGAUCUGGAUAAAUGUGCGAACCGCGUGCUGAUGUACGGAUCAGACCUGGAUGCAGAUCAUCCAGGAUUCAAAGACAACGUCUAUCGCAAAAGGAGGAAGUAUUUCGCAGACUUGGCUAUGAGCUACAAACAUGGAGACCCCAUUCCCCGUAUAGAGUUCACAGACGAGGAGGUGAAAACAUGGGGAGUGGUGUUCAGGGAGCUGAAUAAACUCUACCCCUCACACGCCUGCCGCGAGUACCUCAAGAACCUGCCCUUGCUCAUCAAACACUGUGACGUCCGCGAGGACAACAUCCCGCAGCUGGAGGACGUCUCACGCUUCCUCAAAGAGCGCACUGGCUUCACCAUCAGGCCUGUGGCUGGGUAUCUCUCCCCACGAGACUUCCUGGCAGGUCUGGCCUUCCGUGUGUUUCACUGCACUCAGUAUGUGCGACACAGCUCAGACCCCCUCUACACACCCGAGCCAGACACAUGUCACGAGCUGCUUGGACAUGUCCCUCUUUUGGCCGAGCCCAGCUUUGCUCAGUUCAGUCAGGAGAUCGGUCUCGCAUCACUAGGAGCAUCGGAUGACUCUGUACAGAAACUCGCCACUUGUUAUUUCUUCACUGUGGAGUUCGGCCUCUGUAAGCAAGAAGGGCGACUGAGAGCUUAUGGAGCCGGUCUGCUGUCCUCCAUCAGCGAGCUGAAGCAUGCACUCUCAGGAAACGCCAGGAUCUUGCCCUUUGACCCCAAUGUGACAAGCAAACAGGAGUGCAUCAUCACCACCUUUCAGGAUGUCUACUUUGUUUCGGACACCUUCGAGGAAGCAAAAGUCAAAAUGAGGGAGUUUGCAAAGACCAUCAAGAGGCCCUUCUCAGUGCGCUACAACCCGUACACGCAGAGCGUCGAUGUUCUGAAGGACACGGCCAGCAUCAACAACGUGGUGGAAGAGCUAAGACAUGAGCUGGAUAUCAUUGGAGAUGCACUAAGCAGGCUAAACAUGCAGUUAGGAGUCUGAAAAACUAAACAUUUCCCAGCAAACCAUCCAUUAUUUCAUGUACCAGUUCGUCUGCUUUGUCACAGUACUUCACUUUCUGAAUCAUGCAUGGCAUGAAAACCCACCAAACGAAGUCAAAUCCUUGUGUCUGUUUAUAUAAUUAGUUUGGCUCUUGUUAAAGUUUAAAUAUGUGGAUCAGCAAAAGCUGUGCUAAAUGCUUGCAAGUGGAGUAUUUUAUGUGAGUUUUCUACUUGACAAGGUGGUUUUUUUAUGCAAGGUGACCACAAUGGUUUUGGUUAAAUUGAGGCUACAAAUGUGAAGUGUGUGUAUAUAUUGAUAUAUCUUAAUAUAUUGAUGGUUUCGGUUUGCAUUUAUGUCAUUUGUCAUUUCAAAUUGGCACGUUUAUUUAUUCAGAGAUACUGUCUGAUAGAUUUUAGUAUAUAAACAGUAUCUUUGUGAGUCUAUGAAACAUUUAGUAUAUACAGUGUAUGCUAUGUGUUAUUGUUUCUUUAUUUAAAAUGGAUGUCUACGUGGAGUAGGACCUGGAAUAAUCUGUAUUUAUUAAAAUGCAUGUAAAUAUUGA